Molecule: messenger RNA, 2770 nt
Organism: Daldinia vernicosa
Lineage: Eukaryota; Fungi; Ascomycota; Sordariomycetes; Xylariales; Hypoxylaceae
Product: tRNA synthetases class II-domain-containing protein
Exons: 3
Coding region: 88-2631 (847 amino acids)
Biological process (GO): aspartyl-tRNA aminoacylation
Cellular component (GO): mitochondrion
Molecular function (GO): ATP binding; aspartate-tRNA ligase activity
Source: RefSeq, a predicted model, not a curated record
GUUAACUUCACAUACCAUUGGAAUGGUAUGUUAUCAGAACCCUUCCUCUCAUCAAGACCAAAAUAGAAAUAGUCGGAUGAGGGAUCCAUGGUUCGAAUUCUCUCAAGUUAUUUGCGGAGGACUACCCUAAGAUGCAUUCCAAGCAUCAAAGGGCAGUCCCUGCCACGUCAAUUCCAACCCAUCUUCCAACUGGAGCACACAAGAACCCUUCAUGAUGAGAUAUCUAAACCCACCGGCUCUGAAUCCACAGCUACCGAAUCUACCGAAUCUACCGAAUCUGAGUCUAUAGUAUCUAAGCCCACGGAAUCUGAGCAUGCGGAAUCUCAAGAUGGCGAAAGUAUACCGGUUGAUCCUAGUGAAAAAUGGGAGGCUUAUAAUAAAAAUUUUAUAAAUCUUGGAAAUGACGAGAAAUACGAGAAAAAAUACAAAGCUACGCCUGUUAUAGGUUACCGAACUGGCAACGAUGUGACCGUUCAUGGAUUUAUUAGCAAACGAAGGGAUGUGAGCUCAAACUUGAGCUUCUGCGAGUUAACUAACGCACUCGAUCACCAUUCUCGGAAAAGAAUUCAGAUUGUUUCCAGCUGGAACGAGGACGGCUCACAGCAGUUCCUGGCUCACCAAGACCUUAUGACCAUACCAGCCUACAGUCCAGUUGUUGUGAGCGGAACCCUUCAAGAGCCCCCCAAUACCACGAACAAUACCACGAACAAACCCGGGUCGCCCCGGAAGUGGGAUCUUAAACUUCGAUCUAUACACUGUCUAAAUCCAUUUCCAAAGGAUAUCAUCGUCUCCAAGGAUGCCGUGUGGCCACCUCACCAACGUCAUCUACAGCUGCGUUUCGAUCCUCUCCUACAUGAUAGGUUACUACUACGGAGCAGUCUGCAGGCCACCAUCUCAAAAUAUCUUAAAUCUAAAAGCUUUAUCCAUAUAGAGACACCUCUUCUCUUCAAGCCUACUCCAGAAGGCGCCCGGGAAUUCCUAGUCCCAACGAGGCGGGAGGGUUAUGCGUACGCGCUACCGCAAAGUCCACAGCAGUACAAACAGAUACUCAUGGCCAGUGGCGUUACGAGAUAUUAUCAAUUCGCCAAAUGCUUCCGUGACGAGGACCAUCGCGCCGAUAGGCAACCCGAAUUCACUCAACUCGAUAUAGAGAUGGCCUUUGCCGGCGGCGCUGAUGUGGUGAAGCUUGUUUCGAAUCUCGUGGCUAGGGUGUUUCAAUCUCUCAGUGAAAAAUGGACACCAACUGAGAUCAACGGCAUCCGACAUCCAGUAUACGUCGGUCCUGACAAAACUCUGAUGAAAAAAGGGCCAAAUAAGGAUGAAAACACAAAUAAGGAUGAAAACAAGAGCAAAGGGGCCAAUAAGUAUAAAAACAAGAAAAACAAGAGCAAAGGGGAAGACCAAAAAUCACCAGAAUCACCAGAAGCAGGAGAUGGGGUAACUCGCUUUCCUAGAGUUGAAUAUAGCGACAUCGCUUUCAUGACAUACUCUAAGGCAAUGAUGCACCAUGGUACCGACAAGCCCGAUCUGCGCAUUAGCGCACCGUAUGUGACAAGCAUUCGCGGUACGAAACAUCUUGACUUACCUCAAGAAUUUAUCGAAAAAAUUACAAGCUUAGAAGACCCAUACGUCGAGAUGAUCAAGGUUCGCCUAGGUGUGUCGCCUCGUCGCGCCGGAGAGUUCAUCCGGAAAUUCAUGGACUCUCUACCCAACAAUAAUACAAUCAAGCUAAGUCCUGAAAGUACACCGGCUGUACUGGUCUAUGACUCUAGCAAGCCGCUCAACGGUCUGUCGGCCCUUGGACAUGAAUCUGCUAGUAAGCUUGAGGAAUUUACGGCAUCGAAAGAGAGUCUUUACUAUGAAUGCAAGGACGGAGACAUCAUCAUCUUCCACGCACGAAAAAACGAGGUGUUCCAUGGAAGUUCUACCGACCUAGGCAGGCUUCGAAAGGCGCUAUACGAUGCUGCUGUACAGCAAGGUUUCAUCCCCAAAGACAAUUCGUUCAAAGUAGUCUGGGUGACUGAAUUCCCCCUUUUUACACCGAACGGGGACAAUGCGGAUCCAGGCCAAGGCGGCACCGCGGGAUUCUCUUCGACUCACCACCCGUUCACGGCCCCGCUUACCGCCAAAGACUUCUUUUCCGCCAAGUCCAACCCUCUCGAGGCGAAGGCCGACCAUUACGACCUCGUGAUCAAUGGCGUGGAGGUCGGCGGUGGAAGCCGCCGUAUCCACGUCGCCAAGCACCAGGAAUUCAUCAUGCGCGACGUCCUGAAGAUGACGGACGAGAAGGUAGCCGAGUUCUCUCACCUCCUCGAGGUACUAAGAGCGGGGUGUCCGCCCCAUGCCGGGUUCGCAUUCGGUUUCGACCGUUUCCUGGCUGUGCUGUGCGAUGUCCCGUCCAUCAGGGAUGUUAUUGCGUUCCCUAAGACGAACAACGGUGAGGACUUGAUGGUUGGUAGCCCGGCCAAGGUUACGCCGGAGCAGCGGAAGAUGUAUCAUUUGUUCCAAGAGACAGAGGCAGAGGCAGAAGUAGAAGCAGAAGUGGAAGCAGAAGCAGAGCCGGAGCUGGCGCCAGAGUCGGAGCCGGAAUCAAAGUCAGAGCCAGAGAAGGACCAGGAGCUAAAUGCAUAGGCGCGUCAAGCUCUGUUGCGACACCAAGUGUACAUGUACUUUAAGAAGCUAGGCCUCUAAAUUGUAUAAAUCUUCUCUCACUUCACCCUCCCGAGGCUCCUUCAUAUAAUGACUAUUAAGCUCCAAUACUUGAUAUCUA